This is a messenger RNA of Arachis duranensis, 1080 nucleotides long. RefSeq names its product probable acylpyruvase FAHD1, mitochondrial. The transcript is spliced from 7 exons. Lineage: Eukaryota; Viridiplantae; Streptophyta; Magnoliopsida; Fabales; Fabaceae. Gene Ontology annotation, cellular component: mitochondrion. Gene Ontology annotation, molecular function: acetylpyruvate hydrolase activity. Bases 47 to 718 code for a protein of 223 amino acids. The record is from RefSeq and is a predicted model, not a curated record.
UAGUGAGAAAAUAAAGCCGCCAAGAAGAAGAGUUGCUUGGCGGAAAAUGGCAGCAGCCUGUGAGAAGCUUCUGCAACUGAGCACCAAGAUCGUCGCCGUUGGCAGAAACUACGCUGCCCAUGCUAAAGAAUUAGGCAACGCCGUUCCCAAGGAGCCGGUGUUGUUUCUGAAGCCAACUUCCUCUUACUUGCCAAAUGGCGGAAUAAUUCAAAUCCCACACAAUGAGGGAUCUCUGCAUCAUGAGGUCGAGCUGGCUGUCGUCAUCGCCAAAAAAGCUCGUGAUGUCCCCCAAUCAUCUGCCAUGGAUUAUGUUGCUGGUUAUGCACUUGCACUGGAUAUGACUGCCAGGGAUCUGCAAGCUACUGCAAAGUCUGCAGGUCUUCCAUGGACUUUGGCAAAAGGCCAGGACACUUUCACACCAAUUAGUUCAAUUUUGCCAAAGAAUCUGGUGCCAAACCCGGAUGAUCUAGAAUUGUGGUUAAAGGUAGAUGAGGAGAUUCGGCAAAAGGGCUCAACCAAGGACAUGAUCUUUAAGAUCCCAUUUAUAAUUAGUCACAUAAGUUCUGUCAUGACAUUGUUUGAAGGAGAUGUGAUACUAACUGGCACUCCUCCAGGUGUUGGCCCUGUGAAAGAAGGUCAAACAAUAACCGCCGGCAUUACAGGCCUUGUCGACGUGCAAUUCAAUGUUGAAAAAAGAAAAAAGCCUUCAAGCUCUUGAUAUGUUGUGCUUUUGAUUACCCCAGGAGGUGCUUCAAUUCUGCAGCAACCAGCAUGGCAUCCCUUGCCAACAAGGAGCAACAAAGUGGGGAACAUCAUAAAAAGUCUGCAAAUUUGAUUUUUAUUUUAUGACCAUUCUCGGUGGCAGUGCAAGCCGUUUCAGAAAUCUCACUUGAAAAUGGUGAUCUCUUUACAGUGGAAAAUAAUUAUCACUCUAUGGACAUAGCCAGGUCUUGUUUGGCCUAAAUGUGUAUCUUCAUAAAUAAUGCAUUAUUGCAUAGCAUAAUACUGUGGAUAUAACUGACAAUUGGUGCAUAUGAAGUAUCCGUUAUUAUUUUUAGACAUAAAAUCAUUUGCUCCCUA